Cucurbita maxima (winter squash) is the source of this 3557-nucleotide messenger RNA. Its product is annotated as nuclear pore complex protein NUP98A-like. The record is from RefSeq and is a predicted model, not a curated record. Gene Ontology annotation, biological process: post-transcriptional tethering of RNA polymerase II gene DNA at nuclear periphery; RNA export from nucleus; protein import into nucleus. The transcript is spliced from 13 exons. Gene Ontology annotation, cellular component: nuclear pore; nuclear pore cytoplasmic filaments. Bases 149 to 3268 code for a protein of 1039 amino acids. Gene Ontology annotation, molecular function: structural constituent of nuclear pore. NCBI's taxonomy places the organism in Eukaryota, Viridiplantae, Streptophyta, Magnoliopsida, Cucurbitales, Cucurbitaceae.
GUUUCAUCUCUUGAUCCCUCGUUUGUUCCUUCUUCUUCUUCACCUGGGAGCCUUCUCUUGUUUCCUCCUUUUCGACCUCACUGCCUAUGCUCACGAAAUCGAUUCGUGGCUAACCUACUCAGUUGCGUCUGGGGAUUAAUUAAGAAGGAUGUUCGGUUCUCCCAACCCUUUUGGGCAACCGUCUAGUAGCCCGUUUGGAUCUCAACCAGUCUUUGGGCAAACUGCCAACGCAAGUAAUAAUCCUUUUGCACCUAAGCCCUUCGGCAGUACAUCACCAUUUGGCUCACAGGCAGGAAAUUCAGUGUUUGGUGGUACAGCAACAGGUGUGUUUGGGGCAGCCCAGUCUUCUUCCCCCUUUGCUUCUUCAACCACAACAUUUGGUGGUUCCUCAUCGCCGGCUUUUGGAGCUCCCACUUUUGGAUCAACAUCAACUCCUGCUUUUGGUAGUUCAUCGUCUUCAUCAUUUGGAGGUUCCUCCAUUUUUGGGCAGAAGCCCCUGUUUGGAGGCUUUGGAUCUACUCCUGCCCAAACAAAUCCAUUUGGAAGCGCAAACCAGCAAUCUCAGCCAGCAUUUGGAAGCACAAGCCAGCAAUCUCAGCCAGCAUUUGGAAGCAAUGUCUUUGGUUCAUCACCUUUUGGUGCUCCUAGUCAGCCUGCAUUUGGAGCUACUAGCUCUCCUGCCUUUGGCACGACAAGUACUCCUGCCUUUGGUGCCACAAGCAGCGCCCCAGCAUUUGGCACCACGAGUACCCCGGCAUUUGGUGCCACAAGCACGCCAGCCUUUGGCGCCACAAGCACCCCUGCAUUUGGCGCUGCCAGCACCCCAGCCUUCGGCGCUACAAGCACUCCUGCCUUUGGUUCUACAAGCACUCCUGCAUUUGGUAGUACUGGGAGUUCAUUUGGUUCAUUAAGCACCCCUGUUUUUGGAUCUGGAGGUGGAUUUGGUGCUUCUAGUACUCCUACUUUUGGAGUUUCUAGUACGCCUGCUUUUGGGGCUUCAAGUACUCCUGCUUUUGGAGCUUCUAGCAGUCCAUCCUUUAGCUUUGGGUCCACUCCUGCUUUUGGCCAGUCCACUUCUGCAUUUGGUAGCAGCACUUUUGGCACUAAUACAUCUCCUUUUGGAGCGCAGAGUUCUCCCUUUGGAGCACAGUCCACUACUACGUUUGGGACUAGUGGUUUUGGGCAGGCAGGUUUUGGUGGACAGCGUGGGGGCAGUAGAGUAACUCCAUAUGCACCAACAACUGAGCCAGAUUCUGGAAGUGGCAGUACUCAAGCAGCUGGAAAGUUGGAGUCUAUAUCAGCCAUGCCUUCUUACAAAGAUAAAAGUCACGAAGAGUUGAGAUGGGAGGAUUAUCAAUUGGGAGACAAAGGAGGACCUCUUCCUGCUGGUCAGUCUACUGGUGGUGUUGGCUUUGGUGUCUCUACUGCACAGCCUAACCUUCUAGCUUCUUCAACAUUUAGUCAAUCAAGUUCAAAUCCUUUUUCUACAGCCGCAUCUACCAAUCCAUUUGCACCUAAACCUUCUGGUUUUGGCACUUUUGGACCUUCAACGACAUUUUCAUUUAAUUCUUCAGCAUUUGCUCCAUCCUCUUCAUCAAACCCAUUUGCAUCAACGACUGCAGCAUCAACAUCAUCAUCUUUUCUAUCAUCAACCUCUCAAUUUGGAAGCUCAUCCUUAUUCGGUUCAUCUAACGCUCAACCCCUUGCCUCACAACCUGCUUUUAGUUCAACUACAUCUCCUGGAACAAAUCUUACUUUUCCUUCCAGCUUAAAUUUUAGUAACACCCAAUCAUCUUCCCUUUUCCAAUCCACAGCACCUUCAAUUGGGCAGACGGGUUCAGCCUUUGGUGCUCCCUUUUCACAACCCAGCUUGUUUAGUCAACCUUCGUCUGGGGUUGGAGGGAACCUUUUCUCAAGCUCGCCAUCACUCCUAUCAAGCAAUCCAAUGGGUUUUGGUCAAUCAUCUGCCUCUUUCUCUAUGCCUUUUCAACAGGCACAGGCACAGGGACCCACUUCCUUUUUUAGCAACCUGGGUCAGACUCAACCAAUUGGUUCAAGUAGUUUUGCUGGAACUUCAAGCAUUUUUGGGCAGAGUAUCUUUGGACAAUCGCCUAUCACUCAAAACCCCAUCGUACAACCAGCACCGGCCACAAAUCCAUUUGGGACACUCCCUGCAAUGCCACAGAUGUCAAUUAGUAGACCAGGGGCAGCACCUUCUAUUCAAUAUGGAAUUUCCAGCAUGCCGGUUGUUGAUAAAGCUGCUCCUGUGAGAAUAUCAUCCUUCUUGACACCCCGCCACCUGUCUCACCGACGAAUGAGAUUGCCUGCAAGAAAAUAUAAUCCUAAGAAUGAUGGCCACCCAAGGGUUCCAUUCUUCAGUGAAGAUGAAGAGACACCAAGCACUCCAAAGGCGGAUGCUCUUUUUAUUCCGAGAGAGAACCCUAGAGCAUUGGUUAUUCGUCCCACAGAUCAGUGGCCUUCAAGGGCCAGUUCAGAGAGAGUAUUGCCAUCGAAGGAUACCUCAGUGCGUGAAAAUGGUAAGAUUGCUGAAGGCACUUCCUCCAUGGUUGUCAACAAUUUGAAGGAUACCAAUGGAAAUGUUGUUGAGAAUGGUACUAGCAAAGACAACAUCCAUCCUAACAAAGUAAAUAAAAAACCCAAUGGGGUUCAUGAGGAUCACUCUGCCCCAAAGGAGGAUUUUUACAGGACUUUUGGAGGGCAUAGAGCUGGUGAGGCCGCCAUUGUUUAUGAACAUGGGGCAGAUAUUGAAGCAUUAAUGCCAAAGCUUCGGCAUUCAGACUAUUAUACAGAGCCAAAGAUGCAAGAAUUAGCUGCCAAAGAAAGGGCCGAACCUGGGUUUUGCCGUCAUGUUGAAGAUUUUGUGGUGGGUCGCCAUGGUUUUGGAAGCAUCAAAUUCUUUGGUGAGACCGACGUGCGAAGGCUUGAUUUGGAGUCCAUUGUCCAGUUUAACAACCGUGAGGUGAUUGUCUACUUGGACGAGAGUAAAAAGCCCCCUCGUGGGCAAGGUCUGAAUAAACCUGCUGAAGUAACAAUACUCAACAUCAAAUGCUUCGACAAGAAAACCGGGCAUCAAUAUACUGAAGGGCCUAAAGUUGAGAAGUAUAAGGAGUUGUUAAGGAAGAAGACGGAGGCUCAAGGCGCUGAGUUUGUAUCCCACGACCCAGUGAAAGGGGAAUGGAAGUUCAGGGUUGAACACUUCAGCCGGUACAACAUGGAAGACAAUGAAGAAGUUGAAGAUUGGGAAUGAGUUCAUUCUCGGGUUACUCAGUUGUUCAGGAGGGAGCUUAUGCAAUGUAAGUUGGCUGCUGUUUCCUGCUUUGUACUUUAGGGCUUUUGUGUUGAAUGUGCUUUGAAAUGGCGCUGUAAAGAAAAAUAUGUUCUAGUAAUGGAGUACUAAGUUCUUUUCAUUUUUUAGUUAUUAUAACAGUUAGGAGUCUGUAUUGGCGUUCAAAUUUGGUUUCUAAUUCAAAGGAAUUGUUUAAAUUGAUUUGUGUUACUGAUAAUGAUGUAAGCCUACAGAUGUUCUUUUCUUCAAA